This is a messenger RNA of Trichoderma breve, 2415 nucleotides long. Its product is annotated as NACHT domain-containing protein. Gene Ontology annotation, molecular function: protein binding. Bases 1 to 2415 code for a protein of 804 amino acids. The record is from RefSeq and is a predicted model, not a curated record. NCBI's taxonomy places the organism in Eukaryota, Fungi, Ascomycota, Sordariomycetes, Hypocreales, Hypocreaceae. The transcript has 7 exons.
AUGAGCCAAGCCGUCCGAGCUGUUCCAGAAGCUACUGUUGCAUGGACUGGAGUCUGUUUUGUUCUCGAGAUGGUCUCUAAUACCAUCCGAGAGGCCAAGGCGAACAACGAAGGCAUAGUAUACGUUGUAUCAAGGAUGGAUUGGUACUGGCAUCUCGCGGAGCUACUCUCGGACGACAAUAUAAGUAAAUCCGCGCCAAAUUCGUUGCGACUUCAAAUGGAGAAGCGAAUCAUUGAUCUGUGUCAGAAGCUUCUACUUUAUCAGAUGAAGAGCGCUGAUAACUGGAGCGGCCAAUUGGAUGAUAUUCGAAAUGCCGAGGCGACUGUUCAGAGGAACUCAGGAAUAUUUAAUGCUCUGGAGAUCCAAAGGCGACUUGGCGAGCUUGAUUCUGCGAGUCAAGUUCUCCGAGGCGAAAUGCAGGACAUCUGGCCAACAAUCAAGCAGCAUAUCCUUAGCAAAGAAGAAGAACGAUGCCUGAAGGAUCUCCGAGUCACUGAUCCACGCGAUGAUAAAUCUCGAAUUGAAGAUACAAAUGGUGGCCUUUUGCAAGGGGCUUAUGAUUGGGCUAUAAAGCAUGGCGAUUUUAUAGCAUGGCGAGAUGAGAAGGCAAGCCAUAUGUUGUGGAUCAAAGGAGAUCCUGGAAAAGGGAAGACGAUGCUUAUAUGUGGCAUUAUUGAUGAAUUGCAACGCCAGGGCAUCAGACCAUGCUAUUUCUUUUGCCAGGCUACGGAUCCACGACUUAACAGUGCGACCGCUGUCUUGCGUGGCCUCAUUUACCUGUUGGUGGAUACAAACAGGCAGCUUCUCUCGCAUAUUCAAGAGAAAUACGACCAAGUGGGGGCAGCAUUGUUCCAAGACACCAAUUCCUGGAUCGUGUUAUCCCAAAUAUUCACCGAGCUUCUAAAAGACCCUAGCCUAGAAGGCCAGGUGUUCAUGAUUGAUGCGCUUGAUGAAUGCCAGAAAGAUUUAGAGCGGCUCCUUGAUUUUAUUACUGGGACAUCUAUAAGCUCUUACGCUAAAUGGAUCGUUUUAAGUCGAAAUUGGAUUGGGAUUGAGGAGAAGUUGAGCUCGGUCUCUGAAGCCGUCGAUUUUUACGUCACUCACAAAACAUCCCAAUUGAACGAAGCUAAAGGACUGGACAACAAGACUGAAAUAGAAGUUCGUAAUUAUCUGAUCAAUCAUGCGAGGGGAACAUUUCUAUGGGUUGCCUUGGUUUGCAAAGAAUUGUUGAAAAUGAAGGUGCGGAAGCGACAUGUGCCGUCGAAAAUGGCCGACUUUCCAUCUGAUCUCGGUCCCCUUUAUGACAGAAUGAUGCAGCAAAUUCGUGAAUCAGAAGACUCCAGUUUAUGUGAGAGGAUUCUUAGGCUGGUCUCUAUCGUCUACAGACCCGUCACAUUGGCAGAGUUGGCAUCUCUCUUGGACAUUGAAGACAAGUUCAGCAGAGAAGAUCUGGAGGAAAUAGUUGCCUCUUGUGGAUCCUUUCUAGUUGUAAGAGACGACUCAGUACGAUUUGUUCAUCAAUCAGCCCAAGAAUUUCUGCUCAAAGACAACAUGUUCGUUUCUGGAAUUGGAAGCCAACAUCAUGCCGUAUUUUUGAGGUCGUUGGACGUCUUAUCAGCGACUCUGCGGCGCGACAUGUAUAAUUUGCGCCAUCCUGGUGCUCUUAUUCAAGAUUAUUCACCGAAUCAAGAUGGAGAUGUACUGAGGCACGCGAAAUACUCCUGUGUCUACUGGGCGGAUCAUCUUAAAGCCGUCAAUGACCUGGAAAGAGAGAAAUGUCUCCAAGAUCACGGCAUCGUUCACCAUUUUCUUGAAGAAAAGUUAUUGAAUUGGUUAGAAGCGCUCAGUUUGAUGAAGAAGAUGCCGGACGCCGCAAGGGUUGCUAGGACCUUGAAGAAGUUGACAACAAAUGAUGAACGAAUAAUGCGGGACUUUAUAGAAGAUAUUUUUCGGUUUGUCCUCGCACAUAAAGUUGGAAUCGAGCUAGCACCUCUGCAAGUCUACAGCUCGGCACUCAUUUUUAGUCCCAGUUCCAGCAUAAUUCGGCGGACGUACGAAGAGACUGAGGUGCCAAAGUGGAUUAUUACAAAGCCAAAGAUGCCGGUAGAAUGGACCGCACGUGUUCAAUCCUUCGAAGGAAGUAAAGCCUGGUGCCAGGCUCUAGAAUUUUCGGCAGACGGAGCACAGAUAGCGUCUGCGAAUGAUGAUGGGACAGUUAGAAUUUGGGAUUUGGGGACAGGUGUAUGUUUGCAUAAAUUCAAGUGUUCAAGUAAUGUUCAUAUGCUUACCUUUUCACCCAACGGCAAACAUCUGGCCACUGGAGCAAACGAUGAGCGAAUUCAUAUCUGGAACUUAACUAUAGACAGGCAUCUACCUGCUGUCGAAAUGGCGACUUGGCAGCAGAAGCAGCAAUGA